Messenger RNA from Pygocentrus nattereri (red-bellied piranha), 4664 nucleotides. RefSeq names its product SREBF chaperone. Gene Ontology annotation, biological process: SREBP signaling pathway. The coding region runs from base 428 to 4177 and encodes 1249 amino acids. Lineage: Eukaryota; Metazoa; Chordata; Actinopteri; Characiformes; Serrasalmidae. Gene Ontology annotation, molecular function: sterol binding; protein binding. Gene Ontology annotation, cellular component: Golgi membrane; endoplasmic reticulum membrane. The record is from RefSeq and is a predicted model, not a curated record. The transcript has 24 exons.
AGGUUGGUGCUGUUUUAGACGUGAUGGGGUUGAAGUUGAGGGUUCAUGUUGUCGAAUACAUGCUCCGCUCUCUCUCCCCCAGUGCUGACAUGAUUCUGUCAAAGUAGCGUCUGUAUUUUUAACACCUCCCGGUCAGUUUUAACACCAGCUGGACGUUUCAGCUGAGCGGCGGGUAAAAACGUCCACAGUGGAAGAGGAGAACUAGCUAUUGGGGAGUGUAUGGAGGGUGGUGACUCUGGAGGUUUGGCCUGAGGGAGAGUGUUUAUCUUCCGGAGAGAGACACACCGGCUGAACAAGGACCGACAAAAGAAACACUGUUUAAAUCAGAGAACCGACUGAAGCCUUUGGGUCCCUGGAUGCCCCCUGGUGGCCAAGCCCUGUCGGCGCACGCAGGCCGGAUGGCUGCCAGCUGACCCCACCCCCAAGGAUGACGGUCAGAGAGCGGCUCCGGCAGAACAUCUCGGCCGCCUUCUACCGGCACGGCCUGCUCUGCGCAUCGUACCCCGUACCCAUAAUCCUCUUCACCUCUGUCAGCAUCCUCACCUGCUGUUACCCCCUGCUGAAGCUGCCUCUUCCAGGAACAGGCCCUGUGGAGUUUACCACUGGAGCGAAGGAUUAUUCUGUCCCUUCCCAUGAGCCUCAGGGUGACCUGGGCGAGCGUCCUGAUUGGUACCAGGGGCCUCCGGUGGCAUAUAUUCAGCAGGUGCUGGUGAAGGCGGCCGUGUCUCCAUGGGACAGCAGCCUGGUGCCUGUCGAUGUUUUCCGCUCUCCGCUUGGCCGAGUCUUCAGUUUACUGGAGGAGAUUCGCAACCAUGUUUACACUGACAGGAGUUUGGAAACAUUGUGUCUGCAGGUGACGGAGCUGUUGCCGGGGUUACGCCGCAUGCAGUCAAUUCUACCUGAACACGGCUGCCUGCUGGUUUCCCCUGGCAACUACUGGCAAAAUCGGCGGGACCUGUUCGACUCGGACCCAGACAUUCUGAAGACAGUCCACCAGCACGAACCUAAAGGCAUUCACACCUCCGCCACGCUGAAAGACCUGCUGUUUGGCGUCCCAGGGAAAAACACAGGGGUCAGUCUGUACAGCAGGAAGAGAGUGGUCACCUACACCAUCACCAUUGCCCUCAGCAGCUACGAUGCCAGGUUUGUGGCCAGCCUGCGGGCUCGUCUGAAGCAGCUCCACCCCUCAGUGAACUGCACCCUACGGGAGGAUCACAUGGUGCACGUUCAUUUUAAAGAGGAGAUUGGCAUCGCUGAGCUCAUCCCACUUGUCACCACUUACAUCAUCCUUUUCGCUUACAUUUACUUCUCCACACGUAAGAUUGACAUGGUGAAAUCUAAAUGGGGUCUGGCCUUGGCUGCCGUGGUAACAGUGCUCAGCUCAUUGCUGAUGUCUGUGGGUCUGUGCACUCUGUUCGGCCUGACCCCCACUCUCAAUGGAGGGGAGAUCUUUCCGUACCUCGUGGUCGUGAUUGGCCUUGAGAAUGUUUUGGUCCUGACGAAGUCUGUAGUGUCGACCCCUGUUGACCUUGAGGUCAAACUGCGAAUUGCUCAAGGUCUAAGCAGUGAAAGCUGGUCCAUCAUGAAGAACAUGGCCACUGAACUGGUCAUCAUCCUGAUUGGAUACUUCACAUUGGUCCCUGCUAUUCAGGAGUUUUGCCUGUUCGCUGUGGUGGGCCUGGUGUCAGAUUUCUUCUUACAGAUGUUUUUCUUCACCACCGUUCUGUCCAUCGACAUCCGGCGCAUGGAGCUGGCUGAUCUGAACAGGCGUCUCCCAGCUGAGGCGGGGAUGCCCCCUCCUCCUAAACCUGGCCCUCUGCGUCCCCGUGAAGCCCCACCCCCACCACGCCCCUCACCACACACCAUCACACUGCAGGCGCCGGCCUUUAGAAACCUGCGGCUGCCCAAACGACUCAGAGUCGUCUACUUUCUCGCCCGCACUCGGCUGGCACAGCGCAUCAUCAUGGUUGGUACAGUGAUUUGGAUCGGUAUCCUGGUCUACACAGACCCCGCCGGUUUGAGGACCUACCUGGCGGCCCAGGUGUCAGAGCAGUCUCCUCUUGGGGAGGCGGGGCUUCCUCCUCACCUCGGCGUGGCUCCAGUGUUUCCAGGCGGAGACCCAACCAGCACCCUUAGUGUGCUUCCUGCACCCGAACCCACCCCUUUACCGGAGAACCAAUCGCAGGGCCAUGGAGCAUCCCGCCCAGGCGGCGCCCCCCUGACAAGCCCUCAGAUCAGCUGGGGCUCCGAGGAUGAAGAAGUGUGGAGGCGACUGUCCUUCCGUUACUGGCCGUCAUUGUUCAGCUACUACAACAUCACCCUGGCCAAGAGGUAUAUCAGCAUCUUGCCAGUCAUCCCCGUCACACUGCACCUAAACCCCCAGGAGGCCAUUGAGAUGCGCCACCCUCAGGAUACCCAGCAUGCACCACGCUCCAGUGCCAAGACUACUGACCUCCAGACUGACCUCACACUCUACAAGGUCGCUGCGCUGGGUCUGUUUGCAGGUGUGGUCCUGGUGCUGCUGCUGUUCUGUCUGUACCGUGUUCUCUGCCCACGCAACUACGGACAGAAUGGGGUCCAGCACGGCCGCCGUCGCCGUGGAGACCUUCCUUGCGACGAAUAUGGAUAUUCUCCUCCAGUCAGCGAAAUUUCACCACUGCUGCUGAGGGGACACAGCAUGGAUAUUGAGUGUCUUGCAAGUGAUGGAAUGCUGUUGGCCAGCUGCUGCUUAGCAGGACAGAUCCGUGUUUGGGACGCGCAGACUGGAGACUGUCUCACCGUCAUUCCAAACAAUGGCUUGCGUAGGAGUAGUAGUAGUGGGUGCUGGGAGCACCGUGAUGGAUGGGAUUCGCUGACUCCUACUUGUGAGCCUGAUGCUUUGAUGGGCACAGAGUCUCGCGCCCCCGUUUUCGUGGACACUGACGAGUAUAACGAGCCCCCUCUACGUCGGCGGGUGACGCCCUCUCGCCCCACCCUGUUCGGGGACCAGCCAGAUCUGACCCCCCUCAUAGACACAAACUUUGGCGAGCUACCGCCAUCACACACAACCGUUGGCUUCGGAUUCGAUUUUGGUGGGCUUGUGGAGAAAGCCUAUAAAGAGCAUGAGGCAUCUCCCACAAUGCAUUUUACCGCUCCCACUCCCCCGGUGACCCCUGCGCCCCCACAGAGACGGCGCAGUCUCGGGGACCCCCCAGUGGCCCCUCCGGAGCGGAUCAACGUGUCCCCUGGAGAAUGGGACAGCUCAGUGUGGUCCCUGGAGCUCAGAGGGAAUCUGAUAGCUGCCGGGAGGAGCAGCGGAAAACUGGAGCUGUGGGAUGCAGUGGAGGGGACGCUGCGAUGCUGUAAUGAAGAUGGAUCUUCUGGAAUAACAGCCCUGGCUUUCCUCAACAACAGGAUUGUUGCGGCUCGUCUGAACGGCUCUCUAGACUUCUUCACCGUGGACAUCAACAAACCACUGGGUUUACUGCAGUACAGAGGUCCUCCAGGUCGGGCUAGUUUACCCUCCUCUCCGUGUUACAGCAGUGAGGAUGUCAUUAGCUGCCAGCUGACCCGUUCAGUGCAGUGUGCCCACCAGAAACCCAUCACUGUGCUUCGAGCUGCAGCGGGCAGGGUGGUCACGGGCAGCCAGGAUCACACUGUUAGAGUGUAUCGUCUGGAGGAUUCCUGCUGUCUGUUCACCUUACAGGGCCACUCAGGUGGCAUCACAGCCAUUUACAUUGACCAGACCAUGGUCCUGGCCAGUGGUGGGCAGGAUGGAGCCAUCUGCUUGUGGGAUGUUCUGACAGGCAGUCGGGUCAGCCACGUGUACGGUCACCGUGGCGAUGUGACCUCUCUGGUUUGCACCAACUCCUGUGUGAUCAGUAGUGGUUUGGAUGACCUCAUCUGCAUCUGGGACCGGAGCACUGGCAUUAAGCUCUACUCCAUACAGCAGGAGGUGGGUUGUGGGUCCAGUCUGGGCGUCAUUUCGGACAGUCUUCUGGUGACCGGCGGGCACGGCUGUGUUUCCUUUUGGGACCUGAACUAUGGGGACCUGCUGCAGACGGUGUAUUUGGGCCAGAAUAGCGAGGGGCAGCACGUCCGGCAGCUCCUGGUGCUGGAUAACGCCGCCAUCGUCUGUGAUUUUGGCAGCGAGCUCAGCCUGGUGUACGUACCCUCCGUGCUGGAGAAGCUGGAUUAGACCUGCACUCACAUUAGCGCAAGUGCUGAUUCCUCAGUCCAAUCUGAAUCUGGAUGAUGGACCCUAUUCUGGGCGGUUUCCCUUUUUUUCUUUUUUUUUUUUUUUGCUUUUGUGCACUUUCUGUCCUGUUCAGAAGGCUCCAGAUGUCUGGAGUGAAUGGACAGAAGCAGAGAGCGAGAAUGUUGGCAGGUCCUGGUGUGGGAUUUUUUGUUGUUGUUGUUUUUUUAACGGCCCUCUGGACCCUCUGUGAGAGCAUUUUAUAUAUUUUUGCUAGAAAAAAAUCCAAAUAGAAUGUAAAAAAUGACCAUUUUUACUCUGGUAUGGGAUCCUGAAUGGAAUCCUGGAAAAAGAAAUGCCUGAAAAAGAAAAGUGACUGUGAGGAAUGAAGAGAAAUAAGAUCAUGAGCCUGAAAAGGAAGAGAAAGAUGUGGAGAAACACUGCUGGUGUGCGUAAAAAAGAGAGAAUGAAUGAAUGAAUGUGUAUGAAA